Protobothrops mucrosquamatus (brown spotted pit viper) is the source of this 684-nucleotide messenger RNA. RefSeq names its product chromosome unknown C1orf159 homolog (gene CUNH1orf159). The record is from RefSeq and is a predicted model, not a curated record. Lineage: Eukaryota; Metazoa; Chordata; Lepidosauria; Squamata; Viperidae. The coding region runs from base 150 to 662 and encodes 170 amino acids. The transcript is spliced from 7 exons.
GGUCUCACACACGAGGACGAUUGCAUUGGGGCUUGGUGUUCACACAGGGGCCAGAGAUUAAAAAAACAGGGUUCCAUGUGAGUGAACUUUGGAAAAACGUGUCGUCGUUUUUCCUCUCCUUACACUAGGAAUCGGAUGCCGAAUGCUGCAUGGAUGCGAUGGAAGCCAACAGCACCUGCCUCGCCAACAGCCAGUGCACUCCAGGCUGCUACAGGCGGUGGAACGAAGACGGCAGCAGCAGCUGCGUGAAAUGUGAGAACAACAAAACCCUCCCCGCGGCUCCAGUGUACAACCUGACGGACUGUCAAAACGAUGCAGCCAGGGAAUUCAGUCCAGUGUCCAACAUAACCACCGUAACCCCAGAGACCCUCGGCGUGGGAGGCCCAGAAGUCGCGGCUUCCCUAAUUUUGGGCACCUUUGUGAUCAGCCUCUUCCUCAUCCUCUGUGUUGCGUCCUUCUUCUACCUCAAACGUGCCAAUAAACUCCCCAGUCUCUUCUAUCGAAGAAGCAAAGGGUCCAUUGUACAGUCUGCUGAAUCAGCAUCCAUGUUGUCCCCUCCUUCUUCAAUCCGGAAACCCCGCUACGUCCGAAGGGAUCGUUCGCUCGCCAGCUCCACCACCAGCACGACUCUGUCCGCCGAGACCCGGGUCAGCAACGUGUAGCCGUCGGGACUUGUAAAUACGA